Messenger RNA from Ilex paraguariensis (yerba mate), 765 nucleotides. The record is from the annotation of a GenBank genome assembly. NCBI's taxonomy places the organism in Eukaryota, Viridiplantae, Streptophyta, Magnoliopsida, Aquifoliales, Aquifoliaceae.
CUUGCUCUGAAAGUCGGCGUCCAACCCCAACUUUCUGGCCGACACGCUGCUUUGUGGUGCUUACUUGGAUACAUUCUCAGAUUCGUCAUUUGAACUUGUAAAUUUGGGGCUAAAUGGGUUCUAGUUCACAGGCCUUACGAGCUUCGAUGGUGUAUCGCCACCUUCUCAAAGCUGUCCAGAAACACAUCGGAAAGGAAGACCACAAGACCCAUUUCAUAGAUUUCAUCAAAUCAGAGUUCAAGAACAACGCUCAACAGUCAGACCCAAUAUUCAUUCACCAGAAAAUAAGGCUUGCCCGUGAUUAUGCUCUUUACAUGAACAGCGUUCACCAACACAAGGACUUGCUGUUUUCCUACAAUAUUGCAGUGGAUAGGUCAGAUGAAAUGAAGAAAGUACUAGGGAAAUCAGCUGCUAGUGUGGGUCUUCAGCUUCCGGAUGUCUAUCAGCCUUGACAGUUGGUAGGGGAAACAGGCAAGCAAACGAAAAAGAGAUUUUCCGCCAGAAAACAAGCUCCCGGGUGCUGAAUCUGUUCCCAACUUGAACAACUCUUUAUUGAUAAAAUGUUACUCGAGAGAACUUUGGAUGGAAUUCCAUUCCAAUAAUGAUGCUAUUUUUAGGUCUUGUGUGCAGCUGAAUUGAAUGGUAUUUCAAUUAUGCUCCGUUUGGUAUGAAGGAUGGAAAAUAGAAGGGAUAUACAUUCUUUCCUUCAAAGAAGGAAAGUAGAAAUGAUUUAUUUUCAUUUCUUUGUAUUUGGUAGGAUGGAUG